Messenger RNA from Candida dubliniensis CD36, 882 nucleotides. It is a transcript of the gene SEC62, whose product is annotated as Sec63 complex subunit. Gene Ontology annotation, cellular component: endoplasmic reticulum membrane; endoplasmic reticulum. The record is from RefSeq and is a predicted model, not a curated record. The transcript has a single exon. Lineage: Eukaryota; Fungi; Ascomycota; Pichiomycetes; Serinales; Debaryomycetaceae. Bases 1 to 882 code for a protein of 293 amino acids. Gene Ontology annotation, biological process: post-translational protein targeting to membrane, translocation.
AUGUCAGCACCCACUCCUCCACAAACAGGACAAUUCCAAGUUGCUACGUCGUCUCAAAGAUCGCCAGUAGCUGUGAAUAUCGUUAACUACUUGUUUCAGAAUCCUAUAUUGAAGCAAAGAACUGGUUUAUUAGAUAACACGAACGAUAUCGAGUUCUUCAGAUUCAAAAGAUUACAAAGAGCAUUAUUGAGUGACGACUAUAAACAGAAACAACAAAAUCCCAAGAAUGGGUUAAUUCCUGUUGCAAACAAUGAAGACGUACAAAAAGUUUUUGUUUUAUUGAUCCAGAACCAAUUGCUCUUACCUCUUCAAAAGUUACAUUACGCCGAAGUCAAAGCAGUUAAAGGUUGGAAGCCCAAUAAAGAAAAACCAACCUUGAAAAGGGCCGACAAGGCAGUGAUGGAUCCUGAUGUUUAUUAUGGUUGGUUGUACCAAAAACCAAAUCCAUACAUUUUGCUUUACAGUUUUUUGGCUAUAGCAGGUGUUUUUGCGAUUAUAUUAUUCCCACUUUGGCCAAACUUUAUGAAGAGAGGUGUCUGGUAUCUUUCUAUGGGUGCCUUAGGGUUGAUUGCUUUAUUUUUUGCCACUGCAAUUGUAAGGUUGAUAAUCUACAUUAUUUCAUUAGUGGCCUUCCCUAAACCGUUUUGGUUAUUCCCUAACCUAUUUGAAGAUUGUGGUGUUAUUGAAAGUUUCCAACCAGUCUACGCCUGGGAAGAACCUAAGAAAAAGAAAGGAAAGAAGAAGAAGGCACCAAAGUUGGAGGUUGUUGAGGAGAAAGUUGGUAGUUCCACUGGAGAUGUGAAGGCUACAGGAAGUGAGCUUUCGAACGGUUCUUCCACAACUGGCAAGAGAAAGGUAACUUUAGAGGAAGUUGAAGAAUAA